Messenger RNA from Silurus meridionalis, 2180 nucleotides. RefSeq names its product glucose-6-phosphatase catalytic subunit 1a, tandem duplicate 1 (gene g6pc1a.1). Gene Ontology annotation, biological process: glucose 6-phosphate metabolic process; gluconeogenesis. Gene Ontology annotation, cellular component: membrane. NCBI's taxonomy places the organism in Eukaryota, Metazoa, Chordata, Actinopteri, Siluriformes, Siluridae. Gene Ontology annotation, molecular function: glucose-6-phosphatase activity. The record is from RefSeq and is a predicted model, not a curated record.
AAUCCAAACAAGAGGUAAAAACCAUCAAGCCUGCACGCUUCAAUCCUCAUCAUCUGUGCGUCAAUGAUUGUGCUGGGAUAAGCACCCUGCCUUUGUCGUCAUUGAGUUAUGGAUCUGCUCCAUAGUUGGGGGGUGAGUGUGGUGUUCUAUUUGCAAAAAGAGUACAUUGCCUAUGAAAGUGGGUUUCAGCUGAUUUCUUAUGUGGCGGACCUCCACACCACCUUCUAUAUCUUCUUCCCUAUCUGGUUCCACCUGGAAAGGAACGUCGGCAUCAAGCUCAUCUGGGUGGGUGUGGUGGGCGACUGGCUUAACCUGGUGCUAAAAUGGGUCCUUGGAGAAAGGCCUUACUGGUGGGUUCAUGAAACUAAGUUUUAUGGCAAUGAGUCAGCGCCUGCUCUCAGGCAGCUUUCCAUCACGUGUGAGACUGGACCAGGAAGUCCUUCUGGUCAUGCAAUGGGUUCUGCUGCAGUAGGGUAUGUGAUGGUCAUAGCGGUGUUAUCCAUUGCUGCUCAGAGAAAAACCCCUGCUUUGCUUUACUGGCUUUUAAAGAUGGUACUAUGGAUGCUGCUGGGACUGGUGGAGCUGUUAGUCUGCAUGUCUCGUGUUUAUGUUGCCGCCCACUUUCCCCAUCAGGUUAUAUGUGGAGUUAUCUCAGGUAUCAUUGUUGCCGAGAUAUUCUCAAGACAGAAGUGGAUUUACAUCACCAGCUUGCAGAAGUACUUCAGCAUCACUCUUUUCCUGCUCGUUUUCGCCGUCGGCUUUUAUGUUCUCUUGAAGGUGGUGGGUGUGGAUUUGCUGUGGACUUUGGAAAAGGCUCAGAAAUGGUGUGUGAACCCAGCCUGGGUCAACAUGGACACGACGCCGUUCGCCAGCCUGCUGCGCAACAUGGGCACCUUGUUCGGUCUUGGACUGGGCCUGCACUCACCACUCCAUACUCAGCACAAAAAGAGCACUAGUAACCCCUUUAAAAUGGGCUCUAUUGCCAUAUCAUUAGUUCUUCUUCAGCUCCUGGACUUUUUGACCUUUCCUUCAGAUAACCAUACAAUAUUUUACAUUCUGUCAUUCACAAAGAGUGCUGUUGCUCUUUUGGUUCCUACCAUCCUUGUGCCUAGAGUUUUGUUCUUGUUUUUACAGGAAAAGAAAGUUGAAAAGACCUCAUAGACAAAUAUUUUCUGUGGUUAGCAAUGGCGAAUGAUAAAUGUCUAAAGGUUAGUAUAUUUUUAAGUUUGACAGUGAUUUAGCUGAGAAACCUCUCCAGCAUCAGGCUUUCCACUUCUAUGUAUGUUGAAUAUACUUCAAAGACCAAAUACUGAACAUGCAUUUUAUAGUAUUUACACUUCUCGUGACUAAGAACUCUUCAGCCAAGUCUAUUCUUGUACCUUCUGCCAUCUCAAACAACAAUCUCACUUGAUUUCUGUGAAGAAUUUAAUAUUUGUAUUAGAAAAAAGACAGGGCUGAAGGUCUAGUGUAUGUACUCAAAUGACUUUUUCCUAGAUUUUUAAGAUUCUGAUAAUGAGUUAACUUUUGUGAAAAUGUAACAGUUGUUUGUUUUGGCUAAGUUCAAUGGAAGCCUUGUGUUGUUGGAGAAUAUCGUUCCAUAUCUUCUGAAUGAGUCUGAAUGAGUCUGGCCCAUUCACGGCCCAUUCACGACAAACAUGUCCAAAGGUCCUUCUGUCAGCUCUUGUACUCUGAACUAACUCACUGAAGAUAGUGUUCCAUGCGUGUGGGGUUGUACAAUGCUGAGUUACUAAUUGCCACUGGUGCCAUGCAAGUCCAACAGUUACAAGUGCAUUCCCUGAUGUAGAUCUGAGAGAUUAUAGAACUGCUAUGGCACUCAUAGAGCUUAAAGUCCCUCUGCAUUUACAUGUAGAAGUAAACGUAAAUGCCAUCCCAAAGACCAUUUAUAAAAAUCUUUUUUUUUAUUAUUUUAUCAUUAUCAUUAAUAGGAGGAAAGUCCUCAAAGACAAUGUUUGGUGAUUUCCCUGCUCUCAUAUAUCAUAUAAACCUAGCAAUAAAUGUUAAUGACCUAAAUCAGCUGUGUUAUAAUCCUUACACAAGCAGUUAUUUAUGCUUAGAUAAAACUUUUUGUCUUUUAAUCCGUAUUCCAGAUUUUUUUGUUGGUGGAUAUUAAACCAAACCCUUUUGCUUAAUGAAAGACAUUAUAGCAUAUAUGUCAUCUA